AUGCCAGAGACUGAGACUCCAGAGGAACAACAACAAGAAAAGGAAUUCAUUAACGCCUUUACCAAGAGAGUACUCAAGGAAAAGAGCGGGAAUUACAGAGUGCUGAAAAAAUCCAUUGAUGGUAGGGUCGUAUAUCCACAGGCUGUAGGGAUCACUUCCAAUCGUGGUAAUAAGCUGUUGCAAAGAAGUGAGAAUGUGACAAGGCUGCAUUUGGACUCAAAGAAAGUAGAUGAAGAAGAAGUUGUAUUCUACAAUGGUUCCGAACAUCCUUUGUUGCAGAGAUCAAUCAGGAAGCCCUCUGUUGGGAAGACAAGCGGUGACAGACAAAAGGAAGAGGCGCAAGAAGUGGAAGAAGAAGAUGGGAGGUAUGUCGAUUUAAACAAUUUGGUAAACGUAACAGAGACAUUAUCACCAAUUGCCUCGUUAGCUGAUAUAGCGCUUAAUGAAAAUGGGAAAACUCAUUCAUUCCACGAUAAUGUUUUGAAUAAAUUGGCAUUAUAUGUCAUUCUAAUGAUUGAGAAGGAACAGAAUUCGUUGAUUCGAUACUCAAGAUUAUUGGAACUAUUAUUAGGUGAACCUCCGGUACCUCUAUAUGAAAAUAAUUUGGGAUUGAAACCAUAUGACCAUAAUUUAUCAUUACCAGAUGAAGAAGGACAAGACACAACCAACAGCAACGACAAAAAUGUGCCAACAACCGAGUUAUCUAAUGGGACCACCGAACAUAGCAUAUUGCCCCAACCUGGCACUGAAUUACCAACAACCAAUAAUAAUAAUAAUAAUAAUAAUAAUAAUAAUAGUAACAACGAUGAAGAUGAUGAUGACCCAUUUUUUUCUCUACCAGUUUUGGAGAAUGUAUCCAGAUUGACCAAAUCAUUCGCUAAGAUUGCUCAAAUGCACCCCGAUAAGGAUACACUUGAACCCAUAAGGCAGGUCUCACAGGUAGCGCUACAAAGAAAUCAAGAAUUUGUCAGGAAUUUGAUUAAGAUCAGAGGAUUCCUUGUAAAGGCAAAUAGAAUACGAGAAAGAAUCUUACAAUGGAGUAAUGAAUAUGCAGGUUUCCAAGAAGAAGGUGUCACCAUUCCAAAUGUAUUGAAAGUUGUAAAGAGGGGUUUAAUAAGUGCAACCACUAACAAAGCAAUGAGCGAAUCGGGUGAUGAAUCUCUGGCUGAUGAUGGUGAAAAUUAG
Molecule: messenger RNA, 1185 nt
Organism: Naumovozyma castellii
Lineage: Eukaryota; Fungi; Ascomycota; Saccharomycetes; Saccharomycetales; Saccharomycetaceae
Gene: RXT2
Product: Rxt2p
Exons: 1
Coding region: 1-1185 (394 amino acids)
Source: RefSeq, a predicted model, not a curated record